Messenger RNA from Peromyscus eremicus (cactus mouse), 660 nucleotides. RefSeq names its product steroid receptor associated and regulated protein (gene Srarp). Gene Ontology annotation, cellular component: nucleus; cytoplasm. Gene Ontology annotation, biological process: positive regulation of intracellular estrogen receptor signaling pathway. The record is from RefSeq and is a predicted model, not a curated record. Gene Ontology annotation, molecular function: nuclear estrogen receptor binding. Lineage: Eukaryota; Metazoa; Chordata; Mammalia; Rodentia; Cricetidae.
AUGUCCCGAACUCUACCACAGGGGGAGGUGCAUCACGGCCGCGAGAAGGCCGGGGGCAGCGCUUCACAGCAGACAAAGGGCGCCGCCAUGUUAGAGCCGGGCGGAACCGACCUCGCUGGCUUCCCGGCUGUAACUUCCGUCGCUUGCACAGCGCGGCUCAACUUGCGCGACCGCCAACAGGCGCAUGCGCCUAGCCACACAAAAGUUCUUCGUUUGCAGCCGGCCUGCCCCCCAAAGACUGUCCCCACAGCUCACAUCACUUGUGUUAUUGACCAUGCCACUGGAAAACAAGUCUCCCUGGUAACAUCCCCAGUGACACCCCAAGUAUCAAGACCCAGCCAGGGACAUGUCACUCUGCCCAUGAAGACAAUUGUUGUGUUCUGUGGAAAAAACACUAUGCAUGGGACUCAGGACUUUUUGCUCAGUUGUAGACCUCUUGCCGGGACCAAGGAUAUCUUGCCAUCCUACAGAGGACUUGUGGCUCCAGCUUUCCUCCCUGCCAGCCCACCUUGUCCCCAGGAUGAUCCUAAAGCUGAGAGGAGACCCUUGAAGGCUGGAGCUACUGAAAAGCAUUCAACUUGGGGCUCUGUCCAGGCUCUCUCUUCCUGUAUCUGUGGGCAGGUUGAGCAGCUUGGUAGGAUCUGUUCAGGGAAAGCCUGA